UUUCUGUGAAAUCGGCUGUUAUACUUUCUCAUUCUUAAAGCAGCACGCUUGAUCUUUAGGGUGGUGCUGUUGUCACCGGGAGGAUAAAUGAGGGAUGGGUGAAGCAGCCUGUCCGGGGCCGGAUGCCCUCUCUUUACCCCCCGACACAUUAGUGGGAGUGCGCAGUGCCAGGCCGGGCCAGCAGCAGCCGACGCAUCAUCGCACGUACUUUACGCACAGUGGAUGAACGGAGGCAGAGACCCGGUCGAAGAUGAUGCUCACACCGGCUGAGGAGGGCUUUCUGUCGGGGUGCAUCUAUGAGGUAGCAGUGGUGUAGUCGCCGGUACUGGUGUAAAAUGCACUGGAGCAGACGGGCUGUGCUGGUCGGCCUAGCUGAGCUCGGCUGCUGCUGCUCGCCGUCGCCUCUCCCAUUUCUAUUCUAGGACUUUUUAUUGUAGCUUUAUUAUUUCCAGGUCAGAAUCGCAGUUUCCUGUGCGGCUUGUUUGUACUAAAAAUGGCCGGAGAUGGCGGCGCUCUGAAGGAUAUCAAUGAGAUUAAAUCCCAGUUCCGGACCAGAGAGGGCUUCUACAAGCUGCUCACCCUCUCCGACUCGCAGCAGCGGGGCGGGCUGCCGCGGGGUCCGUCCGCUGGAGCCACGCUGGGCCCAGGAGCCGGACCUGGUCCGAUACCCGGCGGAGGGGUCGGGCUGCUGCAGGGGCCCGGGGCUGCCGCCGCCGCCGCCGCCGCUGCCGCCGCCUCAUCCUCUUCCAAUGCCGCAGCCAACUCCUCUCCGGCGGGCUUCCUGCCUCCGGUCCGGGUCUCCAUGGUCAAGCUGCAGCCUGAAGACCCGGGCGAGGAGUCGGAGCGGGUGUGCUUCAACAUCGGCAGGGAGCUGUAUUUCUACACGUACACCAACAUCAAGAAGGCUGUGGACCUCAGUAAGCCGAUAGACAAGAGAAUCUACAAGGGGACUCAGCCAACAUGUCACGACUUCAACCAGUACUCUGCCACAGCAGAGAGCGUAGCUCUGAUUGUGGGUUUCUCAGCCGGACAGGUCCAGUAUCUCGACCCCAUCAAGAAGGAAACCAGUAAACUCUUCAAUGAGGAGAGGUUGAUAGACAAGUCCAAGGUGACGUGUCUAAAAUGGCUUCCCAAGUCUGAGAACCUGUUCCUGGCCUCACAUGCCAGUGGACACCUCUACCUCUACAAUGUGGACCACCCAUGUGGCACCACGGCCCCACAGUACUCUCUCUUGAGGCAGGGCGAAGGCUUUGCCGUCUAUGCCUGCAAAACCAAGACGCCUCGCAACCCGUUGUUACGAUGGGCUGUGGGUGAAGGAGGCCUCAACGAGUUUGCCUUCUCUCCGGAUGGUGUGCAUGUGGCAUGCGUAGGUCAGGACGGCUGCCUGCGUGUCUUCCACUUUGACUCGAUGGAGCUGCAGGGGGUGAUGAAGAGCUACUUCGGUGGGCUGCUGUGUGUGUCAUGGAGCCCUGAUGGGAAAUAUCUCGCCACAGGCGGCGAGGAUGACCUGGUUACCGUCUGGUCAUUUGCAGAAAGCCGUGUGGUUGCAAGAGGUCAUGGUCACAAGUCCUGGGUCAACGUGGUGGCAUUUGACCCCUUCACGACUUCCCUGGAAGACGAUGAACCUAUGGAGCUUAGUGGCAGCGAGGAAGACCUCCACCAGGGGGCACCAAAUAACUCCAUGCACUUCGGCCGAGUUCGAACAAGCAGCACGUUGUCGCGUCUUUCUCGGCACAGCUCUAAAGGUGGCGGUUCGGCGUCGGUUACAUAUCGGUUUGGCUCAGUGGGACAGGACACCCAGUUCUGUCUGUGGGACUUGACGGAUGACGUGUUGUACCCACGCCUGCCACUGUCCCGUGCCUUUACUAACACUUUUGGACCCUCGUUGUCCAACUCUGGCAGCGGUGUGGUCAACAGCACCUCAGGUGGGGGAGGAAGUGGAGGGGUUGAGGGGCACCAUCAUCCGCCCAACACUAACACAGGCACUUCAAACCCACCAACACUCCCCUUACCACUUCCUCGCUCCCUUUCUCGCUCCAACUCUCUGCCCCACCCUGCCGUGGCAAAUGCUUCCAAGGGCCAGGGCACCUCGGAGGGUGGUAGUGGAGGUGGAGGAGGGGGAGGAAGCAGCAGUGGAGGAAACAGCACCCCUUUCAGCAUUGGUCGCUUUGCCACGCUGUCACUCCAGGAGCGCAAGUCAGACAAAUCCGGUUGCGGCAGUGGAGUGGAAAAGGAGCACAAGAGGUACCACAGCCUGGGCAACAUCAGCAAAAGCAAUGAUAAGAUCAAUGUAGCGCCGAGGAGCAACCGGCUGGACGCUGCCAAGGUCCUGGGCACCACACUGUGCCCACGCAUGCAUGAGGUGCCGCUGCUGGAGCCGCUGGUGUGCAAGAAGAUUGCACACGAGAGGCUGACGGUCCUGGUAUUCAUGGACGACUGCAUCAUCACAGCCUGCCAAGAGGGUCUUAUCUGUACCUGGGCACGGCCAGGGAAGGCGAACUUGACAGCACAGAACGGGAACUCUCCGAGUGGCACAGUGGUAUAGCUGGAGGAGAAGCUUUGCACUCAUCCCUCCUUCCAUCUCCUCCCUCCUUCUUCGCUGUCUUCUCUCUGUCCAACACCCUCUCCGCCGAUCCUCAAAUGCCAAAUUAGGGGCCAACAACCAGAGACUACCCUACCACUGCAGUAUUAAACCCUCAGUAUUACUCUCUUUACAUGCCAUGACCCAAACCCUGCUCCCUGCUGAUUUUACUCCCACGAUGGACAGUUUGGUGGGAAACACUUCCUGAAUCGUUGGCACAGAUUAAUGAUCUCCAGAUGGACUUCAAGUUAAAAAAAUAGCUUGCAAUCAUAGAAACAAAUGUGUUACUAUAGUGAAGACUCGAGCUAACAUAUCAGGUAGUUAGCCUUCCCUUCAGCUUAGACGUUCUAAUACU
Messenger RNA from Larimichthys crocea (large yellow croaker), 2936 nucleotides. RefSeq names its product WD repeat-containing protein 20. NCBI's taxonomy places the organism in Eukaryota, Metazoa, Chordata, Actinopteri, Sciaenidae. The record is from RefSeq and is a predicted model, not a curated record. Bases 494 to 2545 code for a protein of 683 amino acids. Gene Ontology annotation, molecular function: protein binding. The transcript has 4 exons.